AUGUCGCCACGCCCAACACCAUGGCCGCAAUUCCACGGCGAAUUACUUCCCAACAUUGUUUUCCGGCUCGCAGCGCAACACCCAUCGCUCACGUACGCCAAGUUCCCGCGCGACCCGGGCGACAUGUCGCGGGGGUUUCGCACCUUCACAUAUGCUGAGUUGGCGCGGGCCGUGAGCGCGUUUGCGUGGUGGAUCGACGAGAAUGUGGGCAAGCUGGAGGAAGGCCAGAAGAACGGGAGUGAGACGCUGGUGUACAUGGGCCCGAAUGAUAUACGGUAUGCGGUGUUUUGUCUGGGGAGCGUGGUGGCUGGGUACAAGAUGCUUUUUCCCUCGCCGCGAUACGGCGCAGAGGCCCUGGUCAAGCUGCUGGAGACGGUGGGCGCAACGGCGCUGCUGACGUCCGAAUCGCCGUAUCCCGUGCAAGCCGAGAUCCUGGAGAGGAAAAGCUUGCAGACGCAUAGCGUGCCGAGUGUUGAAGAGCUAUUUUCAAGGGACGAGGUGGAGCGGUAUCCGUUUUCAAAGACGUUUGCCGAGCACAAACAUGAGCCGCUGAUAUGUUUGCAUACAUCUGGCACAACCGGAUUCCCCAAGCCCAUCCUCUGGACACACGAAUGGGCCAGCAGCCUCUCAGGCACCGUGCGCCUGCCGCCACCCGCGGGCUUCAAGUCGACGGACUGGCUCCUGCGUGGGAAAAACGGACAAGGCAACGCAAACGUCCUGGUCGUGUACCCGCCAUAUCACGCGAGCGGAAUCACCAGCAUGCUCUUCCUCGCGCUGUUCUUGGGCAUCAUACCCAUAUAUCCGACCAUGGGCUCCACGCCCGAAGAAGUCGUCGACCGCGUCAUCGCUGCGCUGGACUAUCUCGCUAAUGGCGAGAAUGCAACUGACGACGAGGAGAAGGUGGUGGAUAUGAUCAACAUGGUUCCGCCUCACAUCGAGGUCCUGGCAAAGUACCCGGCCAGGCUCGAGCAGAUCGCCCGCAGAACCACGGGAGUGCGCUAUGGCGGGGGCGCGAUAUCGCGGGCGACAGGCGACAAGGUGGUGCAGAAAGUAGCUCUGAUAUGCGGUUUAGGGUCGACGGAGCAGGGCUUCUGGCCGUGUGUGCGGCGCGUAGACGACGACCUCAAGGACGACGGGAUAUGGGAGUACUCGAUGCCGCAUCCCGCGCUCAACAUGCGGCUGGACCCUGUUUCCAAAGAUGCGGCGGGUCAGUUGGUGUGCGAUGCGGUGCUGGUGCGCAACGACGGCAAGGCGUGGGAUGGCUACGUGCAGCCGCUGUUCAGGCUGUUUCCCGCCGACGUGCGCGAAAAGAACAUGGGCGACUUGUUCGUUCAGCACCCCAAGUACCCCAACAUGUGGAAACACCAUGGCCGCGCAGACGACUUGCUGGUUUUCGUGACAAACGAAAAGUUUUUCCCCACUGCUGCCGAGCACCGGCUCCGGUCGCAUCCGGGCAUUGCGGAGGCGCUGAUUGUGGGCACGCGCCGGCCCAAGGCUUCACUGCUUGUGAGGCUGGAACCGGGCGUCGGGCUGGAUGAUGUGUGGGGAGGAAUCGAAGAGGUCAAUGCCGAUUCGCCCGUUUAUGCGCGUGUGGAGAGGGGGAUGGUUGUUGUGGUGAAUAAGCCGUUCUUGAAAACUCCAAAGGGAAGUGUACGAAGAACCGAGAUGGUGAAGAAGUAUACCAAGGAGUUGGAUGCGUUGUAUGGAGAGAGUGAAAAGUAG
This is a messenger RNA of Exserohilum turcica Et28A, 1722 nucleotides long. RefSeq lists its product as uncharacterized. The coding region runs from base 1 to 1722 and encodes 573 amino acids. NCBI's taxonomy places the organism in Eukaryota, Fungi, Ascomycota, Dothideomycetes, Pleosporales, Pleosporaceae. The transcript is spliced from 4 exons. The record is from RefSeq and is a predicted model, not a curated record.